This is a messenger RNA of Lachancea sp. 'fantastica', 996 nucleotides long. NCBI's taxonomy places the organism in Eukaryota, Fungi, Ascomycota, Saccharomycetes, Saccharomycetales, Saccharomycetaceae. The record is from the annotation of a GenBank genome assembly.
AUGCCUGUGCUUCCAAUGGGAAAUACAUCCGGUGCGGAAAAUAGCAAUGUUGGCCAUGCCACUGCUGCCACGCCAGCAACAACUACAGCAUCAGCAACAACUACAACAGGAACAACAUCACAAACACCCACGGCAACGGCUUCGACAUCGUCGAAUUCAAAGUCAAAAUCAAGAGAGCCAGUAACAAUGGUUCCAACGAGCUCUCGAACGCCCAUUACCACGGGUGUGGCGGUCAAUGUGCCCGCAAAUCAUCAUCAUCAUCAUCAUCAUCAUCAUCAUCAUCAUGUUGCUUCGUCAACUACUACAGGAAAUAAUAGUAAUCCAGGUUUGGAAAAUAACGGUGGUCACGUGCACCACGUGACGGGCGGUAAUAAUGGUAGUGGUAGUGGUGUCGUACAGGAUGAUACUCAUCAUACCGGUAACCCGCUAGUGAUGGGAGCCAGCCAUGAAGCAUCGGACCCCACAGGUCGUACCCAGAGCGGCAGCAACAGUGGUGGUGAUGGUGGUGGUGGUGAUGGUAGUGGUGGUACUGGUACAGGUAGUGCUAGCAACAAUAAUCUGCCGUCUCAUUCCGGGAUAUCCAUGCGGGCCCACCAAAAUGUCUUGGCCAUGCCGCAAUACAUGGCGCAAACAGCGUCCCAGCUCAACGCUCAGUUCCCAAUGCACAGUCUCAUGCCCAUUCCAUCUGCAGGCUCGCCGUCUCCACACAACAAUGAGGGCGACCAUGGCCAAACAGACCCAGACGCAGACCCAGAAGCGCAAUUGGUCGGAAAGUCCGGAAAGCCUCUGCGCAACACCAAGCGUGCUGCGCAAAACAGGAAUGCUCAAAAGGCCUUCCGGCAAAGACGAGACCGCUACAUCAAAGAUUUGGAGGUGAAAGCUGAGGAAUUCGACCGUUUGGACGCACAGGUGGCAGCGCUUUCUCAAGAAAACGAUACGUUGAAAAGAUACGUUAUAGAGCUAGAACAACGGCUUAUGGCCACGCACGCUCCAUAG